Molecule: messenger RNA, 1068 nt
Organism: Penicillium pulvis
Lineage: Eukaryota; Fungi; Ascomycota; Eurotiomycetes; Eurotiales; Aspergillaceae
Product: zinc finger protein
Exons: 1
Coding region: 1-1068 (355 amino acids)
Source: RefSeq, a predicted model, not a curated record
AUGGCCUGCGAUUCAUUCCGAGAGGCCGAGGAAGCUGAUGCUUUUCCAUUAUUACAAACUACCUCCAUAGUACACACCAUCGGACAGGGCUUCUGCGGCACGGUAUGGGCCUCCGAGAAAGGUCCAGCUUUCAAAAGAGAGGAUGGUGGACCCGAUCGAUCUUUGAAAAAUGAAUUUGAUAUGCACCAGCGAGCUCUUCAAAGCUUACGAAAGAUCACAACUCUCCAAAUUCGCAUUCCAGCCUGUUACGGCUUUAUCGAGGUGAAUAAUCAGAAGUGGUGGGUCAAAAAUCAUCAAAUAUUCCCACCAGGCUUCUGGGCGCCAUGCAAUAUGAUCCAGUCUCAGCGAAUACCGCCUUUCCCAGGGCAUGUGAGAGGACUUCUCAUCAAGAACUACUGUCCCCCAAAUCUCAGACAGGAAAUCAUCACAAGCGAGCCUAAUAAAGACUGCUUGGUUAGGCCGUAUUUAGGCCGAAGAAGAACGAAGAAAGGAUAUUCAACGUCGCGAUUCACGGCAUUCUCUCUACGAAAUUUCCCACUCCAUCUGGAUCAAAUCGAAACCCUUAUGACAGCAAAUGAUAUAAUGCAGUAUGCAAGAGUUAUGGCUGAGACUCUCGCGAUGAUGCACUGGAUUGGUGAAAUGGACGGAAACGAUAUUGAAUUUGUCCUUGCACCACCCGUCCGGGAUUCUUGCUAUGAGAAGCAUUCAGAAGGUAUCACGAGGGCAUCUCUUUCCAAUGGUCUGAAAGUAGAUUCUGAUGCUCUUGGAAGCCACUCAAUGUGGGCCCUCGACUUUGACUUAUGUAGGAGAAUAACGAUGGAUUCAAAAGGUGUGCAGCAGGCUGCUGCAGCUUUUUGGCGCAAUGAUCCCUAUUAUCCCCGACCAUCGAAAAACUCUGAGAAUGAAAUCGCCUUGUGGUUUGCAUUCAAAGAGCAUUAUUUACGAAUGAGUGAAGCCUGUAUUGACAUUGCAUGUACGACCUAUGAACCACAAGAGGUUGAGAAACUACGUGCUCUACCAAAGCAGGUCAUCGGUCUCAUUGAACAGCGUGGUGACUCAAAAACUUAG